This is a messenger RNA of Humulus lupulus (European hop), 2339 nucleotides long. RefSeq names its product glucomannan 4-beta-mannosyltransferase 9-like. Bases 521 to 2122 code for a protein of 533 amino acids. Gene Ontology annotation, cellular component: Golgi apparatus. The transcript is spliced from 9 exons. NCBI's taxonomy places the organism in Eukaryota, Viridiplantae, Streptophyta, Magnoliopsida, Rosales, Cannabaceae. Gene Ontology annotation, molecular function: mannan synthase activity. The record is from RefSeq and is a predicted model, not a curated record.
UCGUAGCCAUCAAGUGAAAGGAGUUCUCUGCUUUUCGUCCACUGCUCUGUUCUAGUUCAGAAAAAAGAGCAGGGAGACAGAAAAGAAAUCAUAUACAGAGACACCUAUAUUAUCUUAUAUUAUAUAUAUAUAGGCUAUAGAGGGAGAUCUAGAUACUAAAAGCACAAGAAAAUCUGGAGAAAUAUUCAUCAUCAAGUGCCUUGGUUUGUAGUUUUUCUACUCUGUUAGUUAGUUUGGAGUGAAAGUCUAAACUAAGUUUUUUUCCACUUCUCAUUGUUCAUUGUGAUCAUAAAAAGCCAGUACGUGGGUCUAUCUUUUUUAUCAUCAAACUCAUCACAGACCACUCCAGAACUUUCUCAUUCACCUUUAACGUAAUCCACAAGCCAAAAAAAUCCAAACCCAACUGAUAUUUCAAUCGAACAAAGCCGUGUUCUUUCAGCAAACUCAGUACACACACGUAUAUAUACAAGUGUAGUGAGCUUCGUUUCUCAGUGUCUGUGUGGAGCCAUAAACCAGAAAAAUGGAGCAACUUUCAUCGACGACGAUCAUUCCUGAUGCGUUUCAAAGCGCUCGAAACGACCUCACAGGGCAGAUAUCUCUGGUUUGGGAGCAAGCCAAGAUGCCUUUGAUCGUGCCCACGUUGAGACUUUUGGUUUUCGUUUGCUUGGCCAUGUCUGUGAUGCUUUUCAUUGAGAAGGUUUAUAUGGGUGUCGUUAUUUCGUUUGUUAAGCUUUUUAAAAGAAAGCCUGAGAAGCGUUACAAAUGGGAGCCCAUUAGAGAUGAUGUUGAGCUUGGGAACUCUGCUUAUCCCAUGGUUCUUGUUCAAAUCCCAAUGUACAACGAAAGAGAGGUUUAUCAACUUUCUAUUGGAGCUGCAUGUGGUCUUUCGUGGCCUUCUGAUAGGAUCAUAGUUCAAGUUCUUGAUGAUUCAACUGACCAAACCAUUAAGAGUUUGGUGGAGUUAGAAUGCCAAAGAUGGGCAAGCAAAGGAAUAAACAUAAAAUAUGAGAUAAGGGACAAUAGAAAUGGGUACAAAGCAGGAGCUCUGAAAGAAGGAAUGAAACAUAGCUAUGUGAAACAGUGUGACUAUGUAGCCAUAUUUGAUGCUGACUUCCAACCUGAGCCCGACUAUCUCUGGCGCACUGUACCCUUCUUGCUCCACAACCCUGAGGUUGCUCUUGUCCAAGCUCGAUGGAAAUUUGUGAAUUCGGACGAAUGCUUGAUGACAAGGAUGCAAGAGAUGUCACUAGAUUACCAUUUCACAGUGGAGCAAGAAGUGGGGUCUACAGCAUAUGCCUUCUUUGGUUUCAAUGGCACUGCUGGUGUAUGGAGACUCUCAGCACUCAACGAGGCCGGAGGAUGGAAGGACCGGACAACAGUGGAGGACAUGGAUUUGGCUGUCCGGGCUAGUCUCAGAGGCUGGAAGUUUGUCUAUCUUUCUGACCUCAAGGUGAAAAGUGAACUACCAAGUACCUUUAAGGCUUACCGGUAUCAGCAGCACAGAUGGUCUUGUGGCCCUGCUAAUCUUUUCAAGAAGAUGGGCAUGGAGAUAUUAAGAAAUAAGAAAGUUACCCCAAUGAAGAAGUUUCAUGUGCUCUACAGCUUUUUCUUUGUUCGGAAGAUUGUAGCUCAUGUUGUCACAUUCGUCUUUUACUGCAUCGUUUUGCCUGCUACUGUUUUAGCCCCUGAAGUUGUAGUCCCCAAGUGGGGUUCAGUGUACAUUCCUUCUAUCAUUACUCUCCUCAAUGCAGUUGGAACUCCAAGAUCAUUCCACCUUCUGAUAUUCUGGAUCCUCUUUGAGAAUGUCAUGUCCUUGCACCGGACUAAGGCGACUUUCAUUGGUUUGUUAGAGGCUGGGAGAGUAAAUGAAUGGAUUGUCACAGACAAAUUGGGCGAUGCUCUCAAGACCAAAGCAUCUGUAAAAGCCUUUAAGAAACCUCGAUUUAAGAUCGGAGAAAGAAUUCACAUACUUGAGCUGAGUGUUGGAGCCUACCUCUUCUUCGUUGGCUGCUACGAUCUUUCAUUCGGCAACAAUGGCUACUUCAUAUUCCUCUUCCUCCAAGCUUUCGCCUUCUUCAUUGCAGGGAUUGGAUAUGUUGGCACAUUUGUCCCCAGUGCUUAGUGAGAGCUCAUUUUGGUGGGAGAGUAAUCAGCAGCAUUACUAGUCAACAACUCAUUCGCUUCAUGUAUAAAAAAAGAAAAAAAGAAUUGUGAUAGUUCAGCAUACUUUGAGAGAUUUUCCUUCUUAUUUGUAUUUGUGUUCAUAUAUUAUUCAAACAAGAGGUGGCCAUUCUUUUCUGUUUCAUGGUUGUUUUAUAUCAUUCAUUAAAUUAUUUCUU